AUGACGCUCUUCCUGCACGAGAAGCACGAGCUAUUACACCUAGUUGUAAACAGCAUACGGAAGGACCUCCUCGACCACAACGAGCUCUUCAACUGCUUAGCUUUACACGCGAUUGCGAAUGUAGGAGGCCGUGAGAUGGGAGAAGCUCUGAGUGCAGAGGUUCACAGACUUCUGAUUUCGCCGACUUCGAAGGCGUUCGUGAAGAAGAAGGCAGCCCUUACCCUCCUACGUCUAUACCGCAAGCACCCGGAUAUAAUCCAACCGCAAUGGGCAGAACGGAUAAUUUCCCUUAUGGAUGAUCUCGAUCUCGGAGUGGCCCUCUCAGUCACGUCACUCGUCAUGGCCGUCGCGCAGGAUAACUCGGAGCAGUAUAAGGGUGCCUACGUUAAAGCUGCGUCACGGAUGAAGCGAAUAUUGAUCGAUGGGGAUUAUACUGCUGACUACUUAUACUACAAAGUUCCAUGCCCUUGGAUACAAGUCAAACUACUACGGUUACUGCAAUAUUUCCCGCCCUCAGAGGAUAGCCAUGUUCGAGAAAUGAUUCGAGAGUCGCUACAGAAGAUCCUGAAUCUAGCAAUGGAGACGAAUAAGAACGUCCAACAAAACAAUGCUCAGAAUGCUGUGUUGUUCGAGGCUAUUAACCUCAUCAUCCAUCUAGACACGGAGCAUGCGUUAAUGAAGCAGAUAUCUACCCGCCUGGGCCGUUUCAUUACGUCUAGGGAGACAAAUGUGCGGUACCUGGGACUGGAAGCCAUGACGCAUUUGGCGGCUCGAGCUGAGAAUCUCGAUCCUAUCAAGCAGCACCAAGAAGUGAUCCUCGGAUCUCUUAAGGACCGCGAUAUUAGCGUCCGCAGAAAGGGUCUCGAUUUGCUAUAUAGUAUGUGCGAUUCGACCAAUUCUGUGCCGAUAGUAUCGGAAUUACUUCACUAUCUACAGAACGCCGACUUUGCGAUCCGAGAAGAGAUGGCUUUGAAGAUUGCAAUCUUGACGGAGAAAUAUGCUACCGACAUCCAAUGGUAUAUUAACGUCUCUCUUCGCCUGGUAGCCAUCGCAGGUGACCAUCUCAGCGACGAGGUCUGGCAGCGAGUGAUCCAGAUUGUGACGAACAAUGAGGAGCUACAAGUCUAUGCGGCGCAUAAUACGUUACAGCAUGUCAAGCAAGACCACUGCCACGAGACUUUAGUGAAAAUUGGAGCCUAUAUCCUCGGAGAGUUUGGCCACUUGAUUGCAGAAGAGGCUGGCUGUAGUCCCAUCGAACAAUUUAUGGCCUUGUCGAGAAAGCUACCUGCUUGUUCCUCGAGUACCCGCGCCAUGAUUCUCUCUUCGUUCGUCAAAUUUGUCAAUUUGUUCCCUGAGAUCAAGCCGCAACUACUGCACGUCUUCGAGCUAUAUAGCCAUACAUUAGACCCGGAGUUGCAACAACGAGCUUUUGAGUACUUAACUCUUGCGAGCCUUCCGACAGACGACUUACUUCGAACGGUCUGCGAUGAAAUGCCGCCAUUCCCCGAGCGACAGUCUGCACUCUUGUCAAGACUCCACCAGAAGCACGCUGGUACUAGUGAUAAGCGAACCUGGGUGGUUGGCGGCAAGGAUGCAAACAGCGAUGCCGUGGAGUUGAAUAUGGCCAAGAACCCUGGUCUUAGGAGGACUUUCAGUUCUAACGGCCCAGUGAAUGGUAACGGCUCAGCUAAUGGCGCGGCAAACGGUUCCAAUGGCCAUUCUAACGAUCUUGCUGGUCUUGACAUGAACGCGGGGCCUGUUCCCGAGAAGCUGCUUAAGGUGCCAAACUUGGCCAGCGCCGCGCAUCUGUCACCAGGCUGGGAAUCGGGAUACAAUAAGUUGCUGCUUAAAGCUGACGGUGUACUCUUCGAAGAUGGACAGCUUCAGGUUGGCAUCCGCUCCGAAUACAGAGGACAGAUGGCAUGUCUCAUCUUAUAUUUCACGAACAAGACUCCGGCUACUGUGAGCUCUUUUACAACAACGCUGGACUUGGACGAGAGCGAGAAAGAAAAUCUUACAUGGGAUGUUAAGUCUAUGCCUGAGAGUUCUAUCAUGCAAGGCGCGCAAUCACGAUUGAUCAUCAUGUUCGAGGCGAAGAAAGUGUUCACGAAGAGCCCUACUAUUAGGAUAAGUUACCUCGCGGGAGCCUUACAAGCCCUUACACUGAAGCUUCCGCUCACGGCCCAUAAGUUUAUGGAUCCUGCGGAUCUCAUAGCAGAUGACUUCUUUAAGAGAUGGAAGCAGAUCGGCGGUCCACCGCGCGAAGCCCAGCAAAUUAUCGGCCUUGCUCCUGGUAAAUCUAAGUCGCGAGAAAUAACGGAAGACUUCGUUCGCAAGACGAUCCAGGGGUUCCGCUGGGGUAUACUUAACAACGUUGACCCAAAUAGCAAGAACUUUGUCGGAGCCAGCGUGCUCCACACUGCUGAAGGAGGCAAGUUUGGCUGUCUAAUGAGACUGGAGCCAAAUUAUGCUUCACAGAUGGUUCGACUUACGGUCCGUGCUACGGAUGAGAGUGUACCCCCUGUACUCCUGAAGCUGAUGGAGGAAAGGCUAUCAGUAGGAGUUUCUACAGCACCGGAAUUUCGCGAAGCACCAACGCGUCAAGAGAUAUCGGAUACCUUUGCUAAUGUAAUGGUUCAAUAA
Molecule: messenger RNA, 2643 nt
Organism: Daldinia childiae
Lineage: Eukaryota; Fungi; Ascomycota; Sordariomycetes; Xylariales; Hypoxylaceae
Product: AP-2 complex subunit alpha-2
Exons: 4
Coding region: 1-2643 (880 amino acids)
Biological process (GO): clathrin-dependent endocytosis; intracellular protein transport
Cellular component (GO): AP-2 adaptor complex; membrane coat
Molecular function (GO): clathrin-cargo adaptor activity
Source: RefSeq, a predicted model, not a curated record